AUGUAUACCAAAAACCAAUACAACUUCCAAUCCCAAUCUCAUUCUAAUUCUCAACACCAAGAAAAUUCUGACAUGAAUAAUCCAAAUUACUAUCUUCAAAUGUCCCAGGGACAGAUGAAAAUGCCAAUGACAAUUCCAAGUUAUAUGCCUUCUCAAAAUGUUCAAAUUCCUCAACAACCUCCAAGCAAAUUAAAAUAUCGCUCUUCAAUGAUGAAUAUGAGCACUCCAAAACUAAAUAAACGAGCUUCAAUAGCCAACUUGAAAAUGGCCUCUGCUUCUUCUGCCUCAGUGUCUUCUUCACUAUCAUCUCCAAUUUCAAUGAUACCUUCAAAUCAGUUUAAACAAAAUUUUCCUAUCCAAAACCCCUCGAGCCGUGGAAUGUACUACAGUGCUAUAGUAGAGAGUCCUGAUCUCUGUGAAUUACUUAAAACUUAUAAAAAAAGAGGAAAGUUCAGCUGUAACCAUUGCAAAGACACUUUCGUUAAUGUUCUUGAUUUCGCAGCUCAUUUGGAUACCUACAAUGUUAACAGGCCCUUUAAAUGUAAACACAAAAAAUGUUUCCACAAUAUUAUCGGGUUUUCAAGUCAAAAUGAAUGUACAAGACACGAAGAUACUGUCCAUGGUGAUAAAGGAUACAGGUGCAACACUUGUCUUAAUACUUUCAGUAGAACAGAUUUGCUAUCUGCUCAUGUUGAGAGAGCACAUAAAAACCCUGAGAGCAGGUAUAACAGAAAAGUCAAGAAACAACAAAGCUCUCCAGCCUUAUCAAGUGCAUUUGAUUACUCUCACAAAUCCCCAAUGUCAUUGUCAAAUAUCGAUGAAAACACUUUGAUGUAUGAUGAUAACCAUAUGUUUCGUUCUUCCCAUUCCCAAACACAUCCAAAUGGAUAUCCUCUUCAACAUCCUCACUCUCACUCUCAUACUUCUCACACUCUUACCAGAUCUACUUCAAUGUCCCCCAACUUAAACAAGCAAAGCAAUGGUAGAAACAAUAUGAGUAUAAAUUUUUUAAUAAACUAA
Molecule: messenger RNA, 1020 nt
Organism: Ascoidea rubescens DSM 1968
Lineage: Eukaryota; Fungi; Ascomycota; Saccharomycetes; Ascoideales; Ascoideaceae
Exons: 1
Coding region: 1-1020 (339 amino acids)
Source: RefSeq, a predicted model, not a curated record